UUACAUCCCUGAAUGUAAUCUACGCCAUAAUGUUAGUGGAUAAACAUUUGUUCGUUAUUCUUAUCUGAACUCUUUGCCCCCUUGCCCCCUUGCCCUGCCCGGGGCAUUUGGUUUGGGGGAAUGUUGCUGCUACUCGGUGCAGUGUGUCUAUGCCUUCCCUGGGCAUGUUCUGAGACACACUCACUGCAAUAUUACUACACCUCGAUGAUCGGGAGUGUGGACCUUCCUGAGUUUGUGCACAUCGGAGUGUUGGAUGGCGUUCAGAUAACCUACUUUGACAGCAAAACCGAGGAGGACAUUGCACGCCAGCCAUGGAUGGAGAGAGCCCUGGGAAGUGACUACUGGGACAAGGAGACCCAGAGAUUGAUCAAUCGACACAAGUUGUACAUGGCCAAUGUCCAGAUCGCAAUGCAACGAUCUAACCGCAGCAAGAUGGGGGUGAACUACCUGCAGUAUACGUCGGGCUGCAGCGUCACGGGCAACGGGAUAGUGAGUGGCGUGCGCCAGUACGCCUUCAACGGCCAGGACCUGAUCAGUUUCGACUUUGAGCAGUCCAUCUGGGUGACCGCCUCGCCCUUGGCCUUGAGCACGCGGGACAAGUGGAACAGCGACACAGCCAACAACAUCUACAAGAAGCAUUACACCCAGACGAUCUGCGUGGAAUGGUUGCAGAAAUACCUCAAGUACGGGCACUCCAUGCUGUCUCGCAAAGCUGUUCCAGAUGUGUGGGUCUACUCCAGGAGGUCUCCCGAUGGUCAGAAACGGGUUCUCCACUGCCUGGCCACUGGCUUUUUCCCGCAGACCAUCAACAUGAGUUGGUUCAGGGAUGGGCGGCCUGUCCCCGCCAACGAAAACUCUGGCGUUCUACCCAACCACGACGGCACCUAUCAGAUGAGGGUAACUCUGCUGACGGAGCCUGCAGAGAGACGGGAGCACAUCUGCCGCGUGUGGCACAGCAGCAGGCCCGAAGGAAUGGUCGUUGUCUGGGACCAAGGUGGCCGUGUUCCCAUAUGGCUAGUGAUCCCGGCUAUCCUGCUGCUUCUGUGCACACUGGGGGUUGUUUUCUACUUGUGGAAGAAUGGUUCGGGAGUGGUGAAAGGCUGCUGCUCUUUUGACAAGGGAUCCAGUGAGAUUAACUCUUCCUCAUCAGGUUCCACCAGCAGUCAGUCUUUGCAGAAGGAUGUAACAGCAGGAGGAGUUGACAGGAACGAGAAAGAGAAAAUGCUUCCCAAGUCCGACUCCCCAAUCAUGAGGUCUGACUGCCCAGUCUGAAGAAGGGUCUCGACCCCGAAACGUCACCCAUUCCUUCUCUCCAGAGAUGCUGCCUGCCCCGCUGAGUUACUCCAGCAUUUUGUGUCUAUCCCCAAUCAUGGACCCUGUUCGAGUGGACAAGAUACAAGAUACAAGAUACAAUUUAAUUGUCAUUUGGACCCCUUGAGGUCCAAACGAAAUGCCGUUUCUGCAGCCAUACAUUACAUUACAACAAAUAGACCCAAGACACAACAUAAUUUACAUAAACAUCCAUCACAUCGCUGUGAUGGAAGGCCAAAAAAACCUAUCUCUCUCCACUGCACUCCCCCCCGCCCCCCCCCCAUCUCAGAGUCAAAGUCAAUGCCCCCGGUUGGCGAUGGCGAUUGUCCCGCGGCCAUUAAAGCCACGCCGGGUGGUGCGAGGUCGCACACCGGGUCUUGGUGUUAGAGCCCCCGGCGUGCGCUCGCAGAGUCCCGCAGCCAUUCCAAGCCGCGCGGGGCGGUGCUGUCAGGCCCCGCUCCAGGAGCUCUUCAACCCCGCAACUCGGGCGGGGGAAGUCGUCGUUGCGAGAGCCCUGAAACGCGGUCUCCCUCCAGGGACCCGCGGGCUCCCGGUGCCGCCGUCCACCAGACCUGCAGUUGAAGCCUCCGAAUCUCCGGAGGUCGGGCCGCAGCAGCAGCAGCAGCAGCGCUCCACCACCGCUCCACCCGCUCCGGACUCGGCCAGCUCCGCGACGGUGAGGUGAGUCGUCGGCACCAGAGCCCCCGGUCUCUUCCUGUUGGAGGCCGCUCCUCGUUGCAGCCCCAACGAUAACGGAGACAGACAAGAAAAGGUCGGGUCUCCCGUGCAGGGAGAGAUUUAAACGUUUCCCCCUCCCUCCCACACACACGUCCCAACAAAAAAUAACAAAAACUACAUAGAAACAUAGACAGAAAAUAAUAAAAACGCGGACGGGCUGCAGAGGCCGCUGCUGACGAGAGUCGCGCCGCCUACCGGACUGGUGCCCUCUUAUUGGAAAGGAUGUUUCUUUAGACUCUAGAGAUACAGUGUGGAAACAGACCCCUCAGCCCACUGAGUCCGCACCAACCAGCGAUCACCCUGAACACUAGCACGAUCCUAAGUAAGUAAGUAAGUUCAUUGGCCAAGUAUUCACAUACAAGGAAUUUGUCUUGGUGCUCUGCCCACGUAACAACAUGACACAGUGACAGUUACGAAUGACUCAGAAAACAUGAAACAUUAAUAAUAAUAAAACAUGAAUGAUAAAACACCAUUGAUCAAGCAUGUGAACCAACAAAAUACCUGAUUAAAGGGAGGCUACAGAUUUUUGGCUGUUGAGUAGAGCAACUACUCGUGGAUAAAAAUUGUUUUUAUGUCUGGCUGUGGCAGCUUUGACAGUCCGGAGUUGCCUUCCAGUGGGAAGUGAUUCAAAGAGUUUGUGCUACGCACUAGGGGCAAUUUAUAAUUUCGACUGAAGCCAUUUAACCUACAAGUCCGCACAUCUUUGGAGAAUGGGAGGAAUUUGGAGCUCCCUAAGAAAAUGCGCACAGUCCCAGUGAGAACGUGCAAACUCCGUACAGAGAGCACUCCGAAAUAAAAACGUGGGACCACUCAGCAGGUCAGGCAGCAUCCAUGGAUGUUGUAGAUAGAUAGCCCCCGAAACAUAUAGUAGACCAGUGAUCACUGCUGCGCUGUGGACUGCAAGCUUUGUGCCAGGCCUGAGGUUUUCACCAGAUCAUGGGUCAUUGGAGCAGAAUUAGGCCAUUGAGUCCAUCGAGUCUGCUCUGCCAUACAUCUCCAUUCUAAUGGCAUGGCCUUUAAUUCUGAGGCUGUGCCCUCUGGUCCUAGAAUCUUCUCCACAAUCACUCUGUCCAGGCCUUUUGACCUGAGAUAUCACAUUUACGUUUCAUAUCUCUAAGUUUCCCUCCCUCCUGACUCUCGGUCUCAAGAAGAGUAUGGGCAAAAGCAUCAGCUAUUCCUUUCCCCCAGAGACGCUGCCUGACCAGCUGAGUAACUCCAGCAUUAGUGAUGAAUGUUUUUUCUCAGUUCCCCAACACAGUUAAAUACCGAUUUGACCACUAUCUAAUUAUUUGGAAAUCUUGGUAGUUCGAUGCGAGGCAGAUGCUGACUCCCACCAUCCCUCUCACACACUGGAGCCCAGUUCUACUGAUCCUUUAAAACGCUGGGGUCUGCUAAACAUAGAAACAUAGAAAUUAGGUGCAGGAGUAGGCCAUUCGGCCCUUCGAGCCUGCACCGCCAUUCAAUAUCAUGGCUGAUCAUCCAACUCAGUAUCCCGUACCUGCCUUCUCUCCAUACCCCCUGAUCCCCUUAGCCACAAGGGCCACAUCUAACUCCCUCUUAAAUAUAGCCAAUGAACUGGCCUCAACUACCCUCUGUGGCAGAGAGUUCCAGAGAUUCACCACUCUCUGUGUGAAAAAAAGUUCUUCUCAUCUCGGUUUUAAAGGAUUUCCCCUUUAUCCUUAAGCUGUGACCCCUUGUCCUGGACUUCCCUAACAUCGGGAACAAUCUUCCUGCAUCUAGCCUGUCCAACCCCUUAAGAAUUUUGUAAGUUUCUAUAAGAUCCCCUCUCAAUCUUCUAAAUUCUAGAGAGUAUAAACCAAGUCUAUCCAGUCUUUGUUACCCACGCUCCUGUUAAACUCACCUGUGUCCUGUUGGCUUUUAAAGAUUAUCUAUUUUUGCUGUGAAAUGUAUCAUACAUUGAAUAAUAUCUUCAAUACAAAUAUAUUAAAUGGAUGUCAAAAUACUAUUUUCUAUUGUCCAAUGGGUAAUAAAAAUAAACUAUAAUACAAAUCGAUUAAAAGGACAUCAGAAUAUUAUUUGCUUCUCAUCUUCAGUUUCGAAGAGUGAUCUGGUUAGCGUACAGAGAAGAUUUACGAGGAUGUUGCCAGGACUUGUGUGUCUGGGCUAUCGGGUAGAGGUUGAGCAGGCUGGGACUCAAUUCCUUGGAGAGCAGGUGGAUGAAGGGAUAUGGGUGUAUAAAAUCAUGAGAGGAAUAGAUCGGGUAGAUGCACCGAGUCUCGUGCCCAGAGUCGGGGAAUCGAGGUCCAGAGGAUAUUGGUUUGAGGUGAACAGAGGAAUAGGAAUCUGAUGGGUAACUUUUCCCACACAAAGGGUGGUGGGAGUAUGGAAUGAGGUGCCAGAGGAGGUAGUUGAUGCAGGGACUAUCCCAACAUUUAAGAAACAGUUAGACUGGUAACCAUAUAACCAU
Molecule: messenger RNA, 4477 nt
Organism: Leucoraja erinaceus (little skate)
Lineage: Eukaryota; Metazoa; Chordata; Chondrichthyes; Rajiformes; Rajidae
Product: class I histocompatibility antigen, F10 alpha chain-like
Exons: 7
Coding region: 121-1272 (383 amino acids)
Biological process (GO): immune response
Cellular component (GO): external side of plasma membrane
Source: RefSeq, a predicted model, not a curated record